Messenger RNA from Linum tenue, 2705 nucleotides. The record is from the annotation of a GenBank genome assembly. Lineage: Eukaryota; Viridiplantae; Streptophyta; Magnoliopsida; Malpighiales; Linaceae.
AUGGAGAUGCAACACCACUCUCCUCCGCCGGAGCCCAUACCCGACCCGCCCAGCACCACCCGGGUCGCCUACAGCGGACCUCUAGUAACGACAACCACAAAAAAAUCCAGCAGCAGCAGGAAGAAGAGCGCCAGGUUCAAGGACCAAUUAGUAGUUGACAACGACGACCAACAGUACGUGGAGAUCACGCUCGACAUCCGCCACGACGCCGUUUCGGUCCACGACAUCAAAGGCCGGGACCCGGAGACCGCCUUGCUGGCCGCUCAGCUGGGGUCGCCGGCCAAUCGGCCCCAGAUCACGCUCGGCUCCCAGCUCUCGUUCCGCCUCCGCCAGGUCUCUCGGGAGCUGAAGCGGAUGGCUUCCUCCAACCGGGGUUUCGACCGGGCCAAAUCCGGCGCCGCCAGGGCGCUCAAGGGGCUCAAGUUCAUAUCCAAGAACGUCGGCGGCGCCGGGUGGGUGGAUGUCGAGAACCGGUUCGAUGACCUGGCCAUUGACGGGUCGCUGCCCAGGACCCGGUUCGCCCAAUGCAUAGGGAUGAAGGAAUCGGGGGCAUUCGCCGGCGAGUUGUUCGACGCGCUGGCACGGAGACGAGGGAUCACGUCGGCGACCAUAAGCAAGGCGGAGCUGCAUGAGUUCUGGGAGCAGAUUAACGACCAGAGCUUCGAUGCCAGGCUCCAGAUUUUCUUCGACAUGGUGGAUAAAAAUGCUGAUGGCAGGAUCACAGAAGAGGAGGUGAAAGAGAUUAUUUCUCUAAGUGCUUCUGCCAACAAGCUAUCCAAGAUUCAGGACCGAGCAGAAGAAUACGCAGCCUUGAUCAUGGAGGAGCUGGACCCUGACAAUCUGGGCUACAUUGAGUUGUACAACUUGGAGACACUACUUCUCCAAGCCCCAGCCAAAUCAACAAACCUAGCCACAGACAGUCGGGUCCUGAGCCAGAUGUUGAGCCAGAAGCUGGUCCGAACUAAAGAUCGCAACCCGAUCAAGCGAUGCUACAACGGGCUAGCUUACUUCGUCCUGGACAACUGGAAGAGGAUCUGGAUCGUGGCCCUGUGGCUAGCCAUCUGCGCGGGCCUGUUCGCGUGGAAGUUCACCCAGUAUAGGCGUCGGGCCGUGUUCGACGUCAUGGGCUACUGCGUCUCGGUGGCCAAAGGCGGCGCCGAGACAACCAAGUUCAACAUGGCCCUGAUCCUGCUGCCCGUGUGCAGGAACACCAUCACAUGGCUCAGGAGCAGGGCCGUGCUGGGGAAGGUGGUCCCCUUCGACGACAACAUCAACUUCCACAAAGUGGUCGCCGCGGGGAUCGCGCUCGGGGUGGGCCUCCAUGCGAUCUCCCACCUCACGUGCGACUUCCCGAGGCUGCUCCGCGCCACGGACGAGGAGUACGAGCCCAUGAAGCCCUUUUUCGGGGAGGACAGGCCAAAUAACUACUGGUGGUUCGUGAAAGGAACGGAGGGCUGGACCGGCGUUGUGAUGGUUCUACUCAUGGUUGUGGCUUACAUUUUGGCCCAGCCGUGGUUUCGUCGCAACCGGGUUCGUAACCUUCCGAAGCCUAUGAAGAGGUUGACUGGGUUCAAUGCCUUUUGGUACUCGCAUCACUUGUUUGUCCUUGUCUAUGCCCUCUUCAUCGUUCAUGGUUACUAUCUCUACCUAUCCAAAGAUUGGUACAAGAAAACGACAUGGAUGUACGUCACGAUUCCGAUGGGAUUGUAUGCUUGCGAGCGUCUAGUUCGUGCUUUCAGAUCUGGGUACAAGUCAGUCAAGAUUCUAAAGUUUGCGGUGUACCCGGGAAAUGUUCUCGCUCUCCAAAUGUCCAAACCUCAAGGAUUUCAUUAUAGUAGUGGACAAUACGUGUUUGUCAAUUGUGCUGCAGUUUCUCCCUUUGAAUGGCAUCCAUUUUCAAUCACUUCAGCACCAGGAGAUGAUUACCUCAACAUCCACAUCCGCACACUGGGAGAUUGGACAGGGCAGCUCAAAUCCGUCUUUGCCGAGGUUUGCCAACCACCAUCCGCAAAUCAAAGCGGGCUCUUGAGAUCCGACCCAUCAUCAUCCAGGCCCAGAAUGCCCAAACUCCUUUUAGACGGGCCGUACGGGGCCCCGGCCCAAGACUACAAAAACUACGACGUCCUUCUCCUAGUAGGAUUAGGAAUCGGCGCCACCCCUUUAAUCAGCAUCGUCAAGGACGUCCUCAACAACAUCAAGCAGGGGAAAGAAAUCGAAGAAGGAGGAGCAAUGGAGAACAAUGGCCACAAAAGGAAUCAACCUUUCGCGACUCAAAAGGCUUACUUUUAUUGGGUGACCCGAGAGCAGGGCUCGUUCGAGUGGUUCCGCGGUGUGAUGAACGAGGUGGCAGAUCACGACCAUGACAAGGUGAUCGAGCUCCACAACUACUGCACCAGCGUGUACGAGGAAGGGGACGCGCGCUCCGCUCUGAUCACGAUGUUGCAGUCGAUCCAGCAUGCCAAGAGCGGGGUAGAUGUGGUCUCGGAGACGAGGGUGAAGACCCAUUUCGCCCGGCCCGACUGGAGGAAGGUGUUCAAGCGGGUUGCCAUGAACCAUCCAGACCAGAGAGUCGGGGUGUUUUAUUGCGGGGCGCCUGGAUUGACUGGAGAGUUGAGGAAAUGGGCUCGGGAAUUUUCCAGGAAUACAUCUACCAAGUUUGAUUUCCAUAAGGAGAACUUUUAGCUACUAAGAGGGUCGAUGUGUCU